Molecule: messenger RNA, 471 nt
Organism: Cuscuta campestris
Lineage: Eukaryota; Viridiplantae; Streptophyta; Magnoliopsida; Solanales; Convolvulaceae
Source: the annotation of a GenBank genome assembly
UGGAAAAAGAUAAUCACAAUAAGAUUAUUCUUCUUUUGGUUCUUGCCACAACCACUUGCAUCGCCGCCGCAGAGAUGGAGAAGGAGCUGACCGGUGGCGGCAAAGUACACGAAAUGUUCUUCCGCCACCGCGUCUUCCCUCCCUACCUCGGCGGAAUAGGAUUUGGCAGGGGACCAGGUUUCUUCCCCGGGGGUGGUUCUGGUGGAGGGUUUGGAAGCAGAGUAGGGAGCGGUGGUGGUGGUGGUUCGGGUAUUGUGGGCAGCAUUGGGCAAGGAGGUGGUUCCGGCAUCGGAGGGUCGUCAGGUGGUGAGGGUGGCGGUAGGUUUUACCGUGACCGAGCCGCCGACCCCGGGGCUCACACAACUAGUGUUAGCGGUAGAGGUGGAGAUGCCACGGCGGCGGCGGCUGAGGCAAAAAAUGACGUUGCUGGUCCUAUGCCUUGACCGGCUGCAAUAAUUCAUUUUCUUUUAU